Molecule: messenger RNA, 2278 nt
Organism: Lemur catta (Ring-tailed lemur)
Lineage: Eukaryota; Metazoa; Chordata; Mammalia; Primates; Lemuridae
Gene: STX11
Product: syntaxin 11
Exons: 3
Coding region: 315-1256 (313 amino acids)
Biological process (GO): synaptic vesicle fusion to presynaptic active zone membrane; exocytosis; intracellular protein transport
Cellular component (GO): synaptic vesicle; endomembrane system; plasma membrane
Molecular function (GO): SNAP receptor activity; SNARE binding
Source: RefSeq, a predicted model, not a curated record
UGCUUUCAACACCCAGAGCGAGUGAGGCAAGGCCAGGUCAGCCCCUACCAAGGUUGUCUCCUCACCCUCGGGGCACACGGUAGGGAAAGCAGCUGAGGACCGAGAGGAGCAUCUGCCACUUCUGCAAGGUCUCCUCCAGAUCGUCAUCCCCAGGGGCAGAGAUCCUCAAGGGAAGACUCCAUCCCUUGAAUCCGUCAUGGGAGGAUGCUAGCAGGCUGUGGGCCAGGAACUCACAGAAAUUAUAAACUGUCUGUGAAGAAGGAAUCAGUCCACCUGAAGAGUGUGUUAAAGAGAAAAGUAAAGCGAAUCAAGACAUGGAGCUGCCGCAAGGGGACGAAAUGGAGGGAGGGGACGAAGAAGAGAAGAAAAUCAGGCCUCAGCCUCAAAGCAAAAUGAAGGACCGGCUAGAAGAGCUUGUGGAGUUGUCCAAGCGCUAUGACCAGCAGUUCCCAGAUGGGGACGAUGACCUGGACUCGCCCCACGAGGAUAUCGUGUUCGAGACGGACCACAUCCUGGAGUCCUUGUACCGGGACAUCCAGGACAUUCAGGACGAAAACCAGCUGCUGAUGGCCGACGUGAAGCGGCUGGGAAAGCAGAACACCCGCUUCCUCACGUCCAUGCGGCGCCUCAGCAGCAUCAAGCGCGACACCAACUCCAUCGCCAAGGCCAUCAAGGCGCGGGGCGAGGGCAUCCACCGCAGGCUGCGCGCCGUGCGCGAGCUGAGCGAGGCGGCCGAGGCCCAGCACGGGCCGCACUCGGCGGCGGCGCGCAUCGCGCGCGCGCAGCACAACGCGCUCACCCUCGCCUUCCAGCGCGCCAUGCACGAGUACAACCUGGCCGAGAUGAAGCAGCGCGACAACUGCAAGAUCCGCAUCCAGCGCCAGCUGGAGAUCAUGGGCAAGGACGUCUCGGGCGACCAGAUCGAGGACAUGUUCGAGCAGGGCAAGUGGGACGUGUUCUCCGAGAACCUGCUGGCCGACGUGAAGGGCGCGCGGGCGGCGCUCAACGAGAUCGAGAGCCGCCACCGCGAGCUGCAGAGACUGGAGAGCCGCAUCCGCGACGUGCACGAGCUCUUCCUGCAGAUGGCCGUGCAGGUGGAGAUGCAGGCCGACACCCUGAACGUCAUCGAGCUCAACGUGCAGCAGACUGUCGACUACACCGGCCAGGCCAAGGCGCAGGUGCGCAAGGCCGUGCAGUACAAGAAGAAGAACCCCUGCCGAACCCUCUGCUGCUGCUGCUGCCCCUGCCUCAACUAGUCCGGAGUUCUCCUAGCAGCCUCUGCCCCAGCCGCCGCCCAGCCCCGAAUGGGACCGCCCGGGAAGCCCGCUGGAAAAGCCCCCCGGAGCCGGGCCUCUGCCCUGGGGGAGUCGCCCCAACUCCUUAGGGAACUCGGUCUUUAGGGAAAGAGGAAACAUGAGGUUCAAGAACUCCAACCCAGCUGGUGCUUGGAAAGAUAGCUGAUACCUUCCAGUGGUUCUUUAGUAAAGACGGAUUGCUACUAAAGUUGUGUGAAGUCACGACAGGCACAUUGUACUCUUACCCUCGCCACGAGAGCCAAAUAAGGAACUGACGGUCAAAUGCCCAAGGCAUGCCUCCUUAAAGCCUCAAGGAGGAAAGCACUUUUGCAUCGGCAUAACAGCAUGAACUCAUUAUCAAAACUUCAAUUUGUUUACCCUGUCCUGAAAGUUCCUUGAUUCGGUUCAAAUUGGAGUGAAAUUGACCUCGGAAAAACCUUUACGUCCUUUCUUUCUGAUUCUUCAUAUAGCUUAUGGCUGCUAUGUGAUUCCUCCCAAAUGUAGACCUUCUCUCUGCUCACCUCCCCUACUUAUUAAAUCACAUUGAACACUUUCUAUUUUCUUACCUCUUUCACUUUAAAUAUCUUUCAGCAGAUUAUAUUUUGGGAUUAUUUUUCCAAAUAUUUUUAAGCACUGAAUAUUGAACAAGCACUCAAAUUGAAGUAUGUAUCAGUCACAUUUUACGUAUUUUUCACAGUUAAAAUUAUUUUAAAUUUAUCUUUUUUACUUGAUUACAUAUGCAUAUGUAUGUAAAUGUAAAAUACUAAUGUUCACUAAGCUGUGUACAUAAUGAACAAUCAGUUUACUUUUGUAAAUAUGGCACAUAAAUAGCAAGCAAAACACUUUUUCUGGCUCUUGGUUUGCUUGUUUUGAGUUUUUCUCACUGCAGUCUGCAUCUCCAUAGUCCAGUUUGGGUCAAAACUUUAUUUUGAACAACCCUGUGUCGGUUAUGGCAGUAAAGAUAGGUUUUGAAGGCUGAAAAA